AUGGCUCCUCGAUCACGAAAUUUCUAUCAAAUCCUGUUUGAAACAAUUGUUUGGGCACUUGCAAAAGCGUUUGAUGCCGAGAACUACUUGUACAAUAAAAAGAUUGGCAUACGAGACAAAUCAAGGCUUGUGUGGGCCGUUAAUGUGCGACAUAUAGAUCCUAAAUAUGAGCAGAUACUUGAAAGAGUCAACAAUAUUGUCAAAAACAGGGAAACUGAAAAUAAAAAAAAUGGCGAAGAAUGCAACUUUGAUCGAACAAUAAAGAGUUUUUGCACUGACGAAGCUAUACGAAAAAGGACAAUGGCCUUAGGAAAGACCCAGGAAUCAGAAAAUGCGAGUGAGACAAGCUCUGUUUUUGAAGAUGGAAUGCUUCGCAACAACAAGAUCUCAGCCACCCUUAUUAAUUCAUUGACUGAACUGGAAAAAGACUACAUUUUUGCCCGUUACCAAAUAACGGAAAGAAGGAUCGACAAAUAUUACGGACAGAACCAUAGUAAGAAAUUCUCGGUGUUUUACAAGCCAAAGUAUUUCAAAGUCUUCAAAAUACUCAGCUUUGCUCUGUGUUUAGUUUCCACGUGCUUGAUCUUCAAUGUUCUAUUCAGAAUGUCUCUUCUUCUUUCGAGCCUUGUAACCUUAAACAAAAACAAGAUAAGACCUGUUGUAUUUGUAUACAAUUCCUGCCUAAUCCUAUCAACGGCUUCGUAUAUUUCUAAUGUUUUCACCAAAACAUACCAGCAAGUCUCCAAGUCGAUCAUCAACAAUUCUCUUUUGGUAAUUUAUACAAACGGCGUGUUCCCAUUUAUAGGUGCUAUUAUAUUUGUUAUUGUCAACGCAAGUCGCAAUGUGUUUGCUGAGUUCUCAAAUGCGUUUAUUUUCCUAAAUGCGCUUUCCACUGUUACAUCCACAUUCUUCGAGACGGUUUUCAUAUUCUCAUCAAUAAGCACAUAUUCCGCGCUGCACAUUCUACGCCAAAUAGCCUCCUUCCUUGGAUUGAAGCUGGCUGUUUUCUUCUGCUUUAUCGCUUAUACAAAAAUUAUUACAUUUACGUCCAUGUAUAUCCCCGUGAUUUUUACUGCAAUUGUUGUGAUACAGACGUUUAGGAUUGCAAGAGUGAUGCUGUCGGGUUCAUUGAUGGAGAACAUCAAAGACCACUUUUUCCUUGACAACACAACGGUGGUAAACUAUGAGCACAGUGAUAUUGAAUAA
Messenger RNA from Vittaforma corneae ATCC 50505, 1206 nucleotides. RefSeq lists its product as uncharacterized. Bases 1 to 1206 code for a protein of 401 amino acids. The record is from RefSeq and is a predicted model, not a curated record. Lineage: Eukaryota; Fungi; Microsporidia; Nosematidae. The transcript has a single exon.